This is a messenger RNA of Mesocricetus auratus (golden hamster), 1859 nucleotides long. RefSeq names its product FXYD domain containing ion transport regulator 6 (gene Fxyd6). The record is from RefSeq and is a predicted model, not a curated record. Gene Ontology annotation, biological process: regulation of sodium ion transmembrane transporter activity. The coding region runs from base 327 to 611 and encodes 94 amino acids. Lineage: Eukaryota; Metazoa; Chordata; Mammalia; Rodentia; Cricetidae. The transcript has 8 exons. Gene Ontology annotation, cellular component: membrane. Gene Ontology annotation, molecular function: sodium channel regulator activity.
AUCAAAAAGCAACAGCUGCUGUCAAAUUCGCUCGGGCGCUGGGCGCCUCCUCCGCGCGCGUCUCCUGUUGCUUCUUCCAGCCUCACUUCCCUUUGCGAAGAGCUCGAGGAGAGGAAGGAGCGGGCGACGACAGCGCAGAGGUCGGUCACGGUCCGAGAAGCCUGCGGACAAGGGCCACCCGAGAGCCCAGCCCGUCAGCCCGCUCCGGGAGGCGGGAAAGCUACAAGCCGCGCCCACUGCCCUGCCCCCAGCGCGCCACUCCCGGCUGCUGGAACUCCGCACAUCCUCCCGGGAUCCGCUCGGAGGGGACCCAACGUCCAGACACCAUGGAGACGGUGCUGAUUCUCUGCAGCCUGCUGGCCCCUGCAGUCCUGGCUAGUGCAGCUGAGAAGGAGAAAGAAAUGGAUCCAUUCUAUUAUGACUACCAGACCCUGAGGAUUUGGGGAUUGGUGUUCGCUGUGGUCCUCUUCUCUGUCGGGAUACUCCUCAUCCUAAGUCGCAGGUGCAAGUGCAGUUUCAAUCAGAAGCCCAGGGCUCCAGGAGAUGAAGAGGCCCAGGUGGAGAACCUCAUCACUACAAACGCUGCGGAGCCCCAGAAGGCAGAGAACUGAAGUGCGGCCGCCAGCAGGAAGCCUCCAGAAGCCAAGGCCAGCUGCCUGAUCCUUUAGAGGCUGGUGUCAAGGCUUGAGAAAACCGGCUACUUCAGACCAGAUCUUCCCCUAGGAGAAGCCAAGAACACGUGUUCCCUGUGCCUCUCCCUGUCCCUGCUAACCCAGUCCUAUACUUAAGGAUGCAACACUCAUAGCUCUUCCCUUCUCACUGCAGCUGGGGAUCUGGCCCCUUCCUGUGUUGUGUCUUUGUGUGUGUGUGUGUGUGUGUGUGUGUGUGUCUGCUGACUGUGGUCUUGUGGCUACUCAUUCGUGGAUUUCGUUGUUGCUGUGAAUUGUGUGUGUGUGUUCCCUUUCUUGGGAGGGACAGGGACAUGUUGCCAUCCAUACCUUGUGCCCUCCUGUGGCCUCCAUCCCCUCUAGCUCUCUGGAGUCUGCUCUGGCCCCGGGGAAGUCCUGGUCCCAUCUCUGGAUUUAGGUUGAGGGAGAGUUGUACCCAGGACAGGAGUCCCCAAUUGUCUUGGGACUGAGAAGUGUGUAAUCAUCUUUGUUGCUGUUCUUCGUGGUCUCUCAGAAGAAACUUGCUCCCGAUUCCAUCGGUUUGGAAGGUCGAUCAGCGGCUGAAGAUUCCUGCAGGCCUCCUGGGGUCCUUUUCCUUUUAGGGUGCCCACUGCAGAGUCCCAACCUGUCCCACCCUUUGGGGAACACCCAGGAAUUCCAGGUCCUUCUUGCUUCCGGGGAAUGUGCUCCUCACGCAAUAACUCCGUAGAUUCUGGAAUCCUCCUGCCUUUGCCCACCUUCCCUGCUUCUAGACUUUAGUUUCUAGCCCCAUCAUCUGACCCGAGGAUUCCUUCCUUCUCCUCAGCAGGCCCCUGGCAGGGGUGGCUGAGGGGAUGGGCAGCGGAGGGUCUGGAGGUGGCUCUGCCUCUCUGCCUUGUGGUGAGGUCUGGUCGCCACUGCGGUUUCCUUUCUCUGCCUGCCAGGGGUCAGAGUGGAGCGAGGUACAAGGGUGCAGGAGCAGCAGGGCUAGGGGUCAGAGGCCAACAGGGUAGGUACAGCCCGGGUGCGCAGCAAAGGCCAGAAGUCAAAGGGCGUCAGAGUGGAAAGUCAAACCAGAACCCGCCUCACCUGUCCAUUGUGUUCCCUUGGAAACUAACCAAGCCACACUGUGUACCCGGACUGCUGAUCUCUGUCUUGUGAUCUAUCCUCUGACAAUGGAAAAAUAAGUAAAUAAAACCUUGUUUCCUAGUG